This is a messenger RNA of Cylicostephanus goldi, 264 nucleotides long. The record is from the annotation of a GenBank genome assembly. Lineage: Eukaryota; Metazoa; Nematoda; Chromadorea; Rhabditida; Strongylidae.
UUGAUAACAGUCAUUUUUAAGCACAAGGGUGCAGGCGAUUCAAUUGUCGGGCUUCCGCAGGAACUGCUCCUUCGCCACCCGCUACAGUCGAGAUGGGCUUUGUGGUAUCUCAAGGCUGAUCGAAAUAAGGAAUGGGAGGAUUGUCUUAAGAUGGUAUCGCUGUUCGACACUGUGGAAGAUUUCUGGGCGCUGUAUAAUCAUAUACAGACGGCAAGUGGUCUUAACUGGGGUUCUGACUAUUACUUGUUCAAGGAGGUUUGUUGA